CAAACACUAAUCCAUUCAACACUUGCUGUUAGUCUGAAAACACGUGUCUUUAAUCCAUUAGUCCUUUGGUUUAAUCAGUCACUCAAUAGUCAGUUGGAGUUUAGUUGAGCUCAAGAGCUGUUCCCAAAAGUGACACUCAAUUUGUUUAGACAAAUACUUGGUUUGACUUUUGUUGACAACAAUUGGAUUCAUUCAUCAAAUCAGUGGCCAGAAAUGUCACCAAAACUGUCGAAACCGUUAUCACCGGGAGAUGUGAUCACUCAAGACAUACCAUUCAUUCAUAUCCUACACGACGAAUACAAAGACAAUUAUUGCGAUAAUUGUGUCCAACGAUCGGAUCAACUGAAGAGAUGCGCGAAAUGUCUUCACAUGUAUUACUGCAGUAAAGAGUGUCAGAAGAAUGACUGGAAGUAUCACAAGAAUGAGUGUCCACUCUAUCGCCGCCACUGGUCUGAAACGCUUCUAAUGGAUCGGCUAUUCCUCCGGAUCUUUCUUUCGGUCAAA
Medioppia subpectinata is the source of this 504-nucleotide messenger RNA. Lineage: Eukaryota; Metazoa; Arthropoda; Arachnida; Sarcoptiformes; Oppiidae. The record is from the annotation of a GenBank genome assembly.